Messenger RNA from Talpa occidentalis (Iberian mole), 2010 nucleotides. RefSeq names its product patatin like phospholipase domain containing 4 (gene PNPLA4). Gene Ontology annotation, biological process: triglyceride catabolic process; lipid homeostasis. The record is from RefSeq and is a predicted model, not a curated record. The transcript has 6 exons. The coding region runs from base 753 to 1514 and encodes 253 amino acids. Gene Ontology annotation, molecular function: triacylglycerol lipase activity; retinyl-palmitate esterase activity. NCBI's taxonomy places the organism in Eukaryota, Metazoa, Chordata, Mammalia, Eulipotyphla, Talpidae. Gene Ontology annotation, cellular component: cytoplasm; lipid droplet; membrane.
CCGGGGGUGCCCAGUGGUGGGGCUGGGUCUCGCCCACGUGGUCCAGUCGUGCCCCCCCAGACUUGUGGAAACGGCCCCAUAGCCGUGGUGCAGCUGGACAGUCAGAUGACCUUUCCUCGAGCCUGAGCUGCCUUUGCAGUCGUGGCCGGUUCGUGUCUCGGAACUUGGGGGGCAGCUGUGGUUGUGUCACUGCAGACUGCAUCGUUGCAUGACCCCUGACCUCACCCUGCAAACAUCUGUGUGGAUGCGGCCACGGGGACGCCGGGGAGCAGCGACCCCCAAAACCAGCAAAGGCAGCCAGAUCCCUUGGGAGCCUGCUGCACAGCCUAAUGGUUUCCCCUCCCCGCCCUAGAGCGUCCCCCCAACGUUGCAAAGGCCCCAGAAAAAAAGACCUUGGCAACCGGGAUGUUUCCAGAUGUUUCUUGCCACGUCGUGACCAAGGGGACUGUGUGACCUCGUGCCAAACAAACACAAAAUGCAAUUGUUUAAUGAAUAAAAAGGGUGGGAGGGAAAAAAAGUGCUUCCUUCAAAAAUUGGGGUGCACGGAAAACAGAAUUUCCAUGGGCCCCGGGAGGUGCUUCAAAUGCAGACCUAUAUUAAAAGUGAAAGCAAAGCUGGUGCAGACCUAUAUUAAAAUUGAAAGCAAAGCCUGUGGGGAGCUGGGGGGGGGGUUUCCUUAGCAUGAGACGAGCGAGCAGGUGCAGCAAACCCCACGGCCUCGGAGGUGUCCUUGCUUCUGUCUUGCAGGCAGGAUGCAGCCCAUCAGCCUGUCCUUCGCAGCCUGCGGGUUUCUGGGCAUCUACCACUUGGGGGCAGCCGCUGCUUUCCGCACACACGGCACCAGGCUGCUGAGGGACGUCAAGGCCUUCGCCGGGGCCUCUGCCGGGUCCCUGGUCGCUUCCGUCCUGCUAACGGCGCCAGAAAAAAUCGAGGAAUGUAGCCAGUUCACCUACAAGUUUGCCGAGGAAGUCCGCAGGCUGUCCUUGGGCGCGGCGACCCCCGGCUACGACUUCAUGGCCCGGCUGAGGAGCGGGAUGGAGUCCAUCCUCCCUCCCAACGCGCACGAGCUGGCCCACAGCCGGCUGCACGUGUCCAUCACCAACGCCCAGAGCGGCCGCAACUGCCUCGUGUCCAGUUUCUCCUCCAGGGAGGAGCUGAUCAAGGUCCUCUUGGCCAGCAGCUUCGUGCCCAUCUACGCGGGACUGAAGCCGGUGGAGUACAAAGGCCAGAAAUGGGUGGACGGAGGCCUCACCAACAGCCUGCCCAUCCUGCCCGAGGGCCGCACCGUGACCAUCUCGCCCUUCAGCGGCCGGCUGGACGUGUCCCCGCAGGACCGGGGGCAGCGGGGCCUGUACGUGAGCAUCGCCAAGCAGGACGUCCUGCUGUCCGUGGCCAACUUGGUGCGGCUCAACCAAGCCCUGUUCCCGCCCAGCAAGAGGAAAAUGGAGUCGCUGUACCAGCGCGGCUUCGACGACGCCGUCCAGUUCCUGCUCAGGGAAAACUGGUUCGAGUAGGGCCUGAGCUGGAAGCCUGGCGACCCCCACACGCCAGCAUCUCGGCUCUGGCCUCUUCAGCCUGGUCUCGCGCUGUUUGCAGCUGUUAACACUGGGGUUGUCACUCCUGCAGCCGACGACAGGCGUGGGCCCCGCGCCUGGCUGGGGUCAGGACGGAGACACCCACGCUGGGCCAGGACCGCGCCUUGGGAGGCCCAUUUCAGGGUGCAAGACGCAGCUUCUCGGGUGGACCCAGGGGGUGCAGGGCGAGCCCUGCGCGGCUCUGAGCAGCCGUGCCCCAGCUCCCCAACGCUCUCAGGCUGGGCCGGCCGAGCCCGUCCCGGCGCUGGGGACACAGAUUGCAGAGGGGUGCGUCCACGGCUCUGACCGGGCAGCAGGAAGGCCUGUGUCCUCCUGACGUGGGGAGCACAGGAGGCUGUGCGAGUCGCUGUGUGCCCCUUGCUUUUCACUGGACUUGGGAACCCCCUACUUCCUGCCUUCAGCCCCCACCCCAGCC